Clonostachys rhizophaga is the source of this 2073-nucleotide messenger RNA. The record is from the annotation of a GenBank genome assembly. NCBI's taxonomy places the organism in Eukaryota, Fungi, Ascomycota, Sordariomycetes, Hypocreales, Bionectriaceae.
AUGGAGUUGCUUUCCUCCCCGUCCUCAGCCCCCGACUGCUUACUCAUCUCUGAUUCAAGCUUCGAACCAACAAGCGCAAGCGCUUCGAGCAAGGGUGCCGUGGUGAUGGAGUCUCCAUAUUCUUCCGACCCUCCUGACCACGAAAAGUGGCCCUGCCCUGAAUCCUUGCCAGAUCUGGCCUCGGUCCAUGAGGAACUUGGCCGUCUUGAGACCCUUGAACAGGUCGUCAACCAGCAUAUACGCGAUGCAGAGGGGCAAGAAGGUGCCCAUCCAUCCUCGGGCGAGGCCUCUGUGGGAGAAGAAGAGCCCUCCUUGACUCAGCAGUAUGCCUGGAGAGACAUAGCUCAGCGGCUCAAGCAACAGCAGGCAGCCCUUGAAUCCAGGGCCGCGCAUCUUUCUCGCCGGCCAAUUAGCGGUGCAUGCCUGGCGAAUCUUUCCACGGAAAUCCUUGCCAUGAUCGUCAAGUGCUUCGAGUACACGCCAAAUUAUGAAGACACGGGCCGUCAAGGCGUUAUUGCCGAGUUUCCAGAGGAAAAUCGCCGCGCCAUCCAGGCAUUACGUCUAACCUCUCGCCAUUUGAAUCUUAUGGCAACACCUUUGCUCAUGCCCGUGGUUACCCUCUCUGUCGACAACGCAUCCCUCACAUUGGCAAGAUCCCUCAUUUAUCAUCCUCACAUGGGCGCCGGCGUCCAAGCCAUCCGGGUUGGUCUCGAGAACCGCCCCGCAGAUCUCCUAGACAUGUACGCGUUUCUGGGAAUCAAGGAAGCUGAGCUUGUGGACUGUGAAGAGGAUUUACGAACAGAACUCUCGGAGGUUACGAUGCUGCUUGCCCAGGCUUAUUCGGAUAAAGACGAUGAAACCGCCUCCAAGCUUGAGAUUGCGGGUAACAACAUGUACGAGGCCAAUAGCAGAGCAGAGAUGGUGUGUUUGGCCGUAGCAAUGCUCAAGGACGACCAAUUCGAGACGUGGAAGGCCAGACUGGAGGGGCAGCCCGAUCCUGUGCAGCUAGAUGUCGAUCCUGCUAAUGAGGAUCUGUUGAGCCGCUACAAACGUUUGGCCACGCUCGCCCACAAAGAGUAUUGCCGGAUUCAAAGGGAGCAAAACAUAUAUAUCCAAACGAGGAUAUUUGUCGAGACGGUUGCUCUUCUCGCGAGGCAGGGAAGACAGCCAUUAUCUCUUGAGUUCUUUGAAAACCGAAGAUACAAGCCGGGCAAAGACUCGAGUACCACGCACACCCCAUAUCGGAACGACAAAGCCCUAUUUGAAUUUCUCUUGGAUGCACCGGUUUGGGGCGCCCUGUUUUAUCCCGUCCGUAUCAACGUACUCCAUGAUCUACCUGUUGCUCUUCGCAACACCGGCAGAUUUUUGAAAGGCUUCCAAAUAAGCUGCCCCCCACUGCUGCACCAGAUUCCCUCGAUCUAUUCUGAUAAUCAGCCAAACAAUACUUGGGACGAGUUCAAUGCUGCGUCUCAGGAGCUCAGGUUUCUUAACUUGGAGGGCAGAGAACUCAAGGGCGUGACGGUCGGCGACCCGGCAAUCGCGGCAUCUGGAAGAAGAGGUAUCUGCAAAUAUUUCAGCGGCCUGCUGUCUGGCCACUGCUUUGAGCAAGUUUCAUUUGACGGCUGUGCAUACAAGGACCGGCAUCCUAGGGAUAUCGGUACGCUGUUCCCAAUGGGGCAAGCUUUUGCCAGUAUUGAAUGGCCGCAUAUCAAAACGGUGCGGAUUCUUCACGUGUCGAUGACACAAGCAGAGGUUGAAGGCUUCUUCAGAGGUCUGGGGACGAUUCUAGAGGAGAUAGUAAUGCACGACGUCCAAAUGAGAGGCGGCAGGUGGAAGCCGGCGCUGGGUAUUUUGAGGGAGAAGGUGGCUCGACGUCGGCAAGGGGCGCCUGGCUUCCACGAUGCUCAUUUAUUGGGCCGCGAUAUCCAUUUGCUUGUGGAAAGCGGCGAUGAACUUGUGGUCCGGAACUUCGAAAGAUCCAAUAGAUAUACAGUCAUGAAGCUCAUAGAACGGUAUGUCAACGAUGACGGCAUUAGCGAAAACCCUCUGGGGAACUACGGGCAUCUUGCCUGA